AGAGCCGAAAUUGAAAACUUAAGUUCAAAACCAAGCCCAGGCUCAGGUCUGCCUGUUGAGGUGACUGGAGAAGUCAAGACUAGCCUAUUCGCUGCAGGCGCGUAAUGUCACGUGAAACCGUUUCGGCAACUGAGAGCCGAAGCCAAAGCUUUAUAAAAUGAAACCUUAAAACUCCUCCUCACUAAUUAAACUGGAUCUUGGCUUUUCAAUUUCUCAUUCUCAAAACCAUUUCAACUGGAUAUUGGGUUUUCAGUUUUCUAUUUUCAAGACCAAUUUUUACGGGUAAGAACACCAUUAAAAGGAAUUAGUUCUCUCUAUACAGCAAUGUCAAAGCAUGGAAGUAGAUCAAAGGCAUGGCAUGGACCUCAAAAGUCUCAGUCGCUAAUUUUUGUUACAGCUUUGGUCUUGAUCUUUGUGACAUUGAUAUUAUUAUAUUCCAGCAAUCACAAAAAGCCUGCUGAUUCAUCAUUUGGACUUUUGAAGCAAAAAUGGAAUAGCUUUAAGUCUGCAGCAAAAUUUGACCCAACUAUAGAGUUCAGGAAUGGGACAGACAUGAUAUGGCAAAUACCUGAUUCACCCAAGGCAGUUCUAUUUCUGGCACAUGGGUGCAAUGGCAGGGCUGUUAACUUUUGGGACAGGUCUUCUAAGUGCCCAAAGUGCAUUGGCUUGCCUGAGGAAAGGCUGCUUGUCCUGCAUGCACUUUCUCGAAAGUAUGCUGUUCUUACCAUAUCUAGUGCAGGGAGAUGCUGGACAUUAGGGAAAGAAAGGUUAAUUGUUAAAGAUAUAAUACAAUGGUGGGUUGGGAGACACAAGCUUGAGAAGCUUCCACUUGUGGCUUUGGGGGCCUCUUCUGGUGGGAACUUUGUUUCUGCACUCGCCACUAGUUUGAGGUUUAGUAGUAUUACUCUUAUGAUUGCUGAAGGGGUGUUUGAUCACAUGGAUAUUUCGGAGGACUAUCCACCUACACUUUUUGUUCAUAUGCCAAAGGAUUCAUAUAGGCAACAGAAAAUAGGUGAGUACUUGGAAGUGCUUAGGAAUAAAGGCAUUGAUGUUGCAGAGGUUGAAUGCAUGGAGUUUCCCGUGUCUCGAAAUUUCUUAGCUGACAGAAUUCCAGGAUUUGAGCAGGCUGUUUCUGAUAAAUUAUUUAAGCUAUUUCGGGAGAAGGGCUUUAUUGAUGAGAAUGGAUAUAUGAGGAAUGAUGGGCGUGCAACACAUUGGAAAGAGGCGCUCUUGGAAAGCAAGACCAUUGUGCUAGAUAAAAAUUUGGUUCAUUAUGUCCAGGAGGAACUAAAUCUUGCAUUUGCAUACCAUGAAAUGACUAGCCUGCAGUCUGAGCAAAUCUUUAAAUGGUUUGAAGCUCAUAUGAGUUGAUCAAUACUGCAUUAUGAUUUAUGACCACUUUUCUUCCCCAGCCUUAGAGCUUUGUGGCUAUAUGUGAAAUCUGUGCCUUGAAACAAAUAUGCGAGACAAAAUGAUAAAUCAACACUUGUGGUUAAUUAAGAUUGGAGCUGCAUAUAGAAUUGAAGAGUGUAGCAGGUAAGUCCCAGAAGUCAGUGAAUAUUAGCCAGUCUGUAAAAAGAAAAACAAAAAUCUCAUUACCGUCUUGAAAUUUAUUUUUACCAAGUAAUUUGUGCCGCACCGUGUUGUUUUCAAUGGUUCUGCUAUGAAGGUACCUUAUCACUUA
Messenger RNA from Mangifera indica (mango), 1684 nucleotides. RefSeq lists its product as uncharacterized. Bases 325 to 1371 code for a protein of 348 amino acids. The record is from RefSeq and is a predicted model, not a curated record. The transcript is spliced from 2 exons. NCBI's taxonomy places the organism in Eukaryota, Viridiplantae, Streptophyta, Magnoliopsida, Sapindales, Anacardiaceae.